Molecule: messenger RNA, 8084 nt
Organism: Salvelinus namaycush (lake trout)
Lineage: Eukaryota; Metazoa; Chordata; Actinopteri; Salmoniformes; Salmonidae
Product: rap guanine nucleotide exchange factor 2-like
Exons: 29
Coding region: 584-5437 (1617 amino acids)
Biological process (GO): positive regulation of ERK1 and ERK2 cascade; small GTPase-mediated signal transduction
Molecular function (GO): protein binding; guanyl-nucleotide exchange factor activity
Source: RefSeq, a predicted model, not a curated record
UGGUGGCAGACAGCAAAAAGCUGUGGCGGCGGACCCAUCGUCACUUUUAAACCCAUCAUAAUGAUUUUUUAAAGGUUGCCUUUGUACAUAUAGCCUAUACAUUUAUUAUAAAAAAUGGACAACCGGUUAUUGUCAGGAUAGAUUAGUAGUUUGCUAUUUUAUUUGAAGGCGGAUACAUUGAAUUGUGGCAAAAUCAAGAAUGCUGAAGAUACAUAUAUUUGCUUUUAGCUUCGGCUUAGAUAAAGGAACAGUUUUUCCAUAAUACAACUGUAUAGCGACACGUCUACUGGGAUUUGGAUUCGGGAUUCUUCGAGCCGCACCUUAAUAGCAAGUUUUUUUUGUUGGGAUCGGUGGCAGCCUUUUGAUAUCGGUUUGGGGACAGAAGAAACCCCUAGGCUCACAUUGUGGCCUGGCCAUUGUGGCCUGGGACUGAUACAUUUCCGAUCUUUAGACCACUGGAGUUCUCUUAUUAGUGGAUAACAGACUCCGACUGUGGCUUGGUCUGUGAAUAUCCAGCCCGCGAAUAUUUGCACAUUGUCAACAAUACAAGCAAUUUAAUUAUUUGAAACUCGUCUUCAAAACAAUGGCGUCUUAUGUCGAUAACAGCUUUCGUCAAGCUGUGAUGAUGAAUCCGGCAGAAAGAACGCAACAGGACCUGGAGAUAGUCUACUCCUAUCUUCACGGGAUGGAGGCCCUUUCUAACCUCAGAGAACACCAGCUGAGGAUAAUAUGUGAGACGGUGCGCUAUGAAAGACAUGAAGCCAAUGAAGUGCUCUACUACCCGGAUGACGUUGGAAGCUGCUGGUUUAUUCUACUGUCCGGGUCCGUCUUCAUCAAGGAGUCCAUGUUCCUGCCAAGAAGCAGUUUUGGAAAGCGUUCUGCGGGGAGCCUGAGACGCGGAUGCGAGUGCAUCGUUCUGGAACCUUCUGAGAUGAUUGUGGUGGACUAUAUGGAUGAAAAUGAGGAGUACUUCCAGCGGCAAGCAUCGCAUCGACAGUCCCGCCGGAGGUUCCGCAAGAUCAACCAGAAGGGCGAGCGGCAGACCAUCAUCGACACGGUGGACCCGUACCCCACCGGCAAGCCGCCCAUAGCCAGGGGAUACCAUACGCUCCCCGCGGACUUCAGCCGACUCCACCUGGCCGACGGCUUGCACCCACAGGUGACCCACGUUUCCUCCAGCCACUCAGGAUGUAGUAUCACCAGCGACUCUGGAAGCAGCAGCCUGUCAGACAUAUAUCAGGCCACGGAGAACGAACCGGGCGACAUGGACCUCAGCGGCCUGCCCGAGACCGCCGUCGACUCAGAGGAGGACGACGACGAGGAGGACAUCGAGCGAGCGUCGGACCCCCUCAUGAGCCGCGACGUUGUGCGGGACUGCCUGGAGAAGGACCCCAUGGACCGCACCGAUGACGACAUAGAGCAAUUACUGGAGUUCAUGCAUCAGCUGCCAGCGUUUGCCAACAUGACCAUGUCGGUGAGGAGGGAGCUGUGUGCCGUCAUGGUCUUUGCCGUGGUCGAGCGGGCCGGCACCAUCGUCCUCAAUGACGGGGAAGAGCUGGAUUCGUGGUCAGUGAUCCUGAAUGGCUCGGUGGAGGUGACAUACCCUGAGGGCAGGCCUGAGAUCCUGUGUAUGGGGAACAGCUUUGGGGUCUCCCCCACCAUGGAGAAGGAAUACAUGAAGGGAGUAAUGAAGACCAAGGUGGACGACUGUCAGUUUGUGUGCAUAGCACAGCAGGAUUACUGCUGCAUCCUCAACCAGGUGGAGAAGAACAUGCAGAAGGUGGAGGAGGAGGGCGAGAUCGUCAUGGUCAAGGAGCACCGCGAGCUGGACCGCACCGGCACCCGGAAGGGACACAUCGUCAUCAAGGGUACGACGGAGCGUCUGACCAUGCACUUGGUAGAGGAGCACUCGGUGGUGGACCCCACCUACAUCGAGGACUUCCUGCUGACCUACAGAACCUUCCUCUCCAGCCCCAUGGUCGUGGGCAAGAAGCUCCUCGAGUGGUUCCAUGACCCAAGCCUCAGGGACAAGGUUACACGGGUAGUCUUGCUGUGGGUGAACAAUCACUUCAAUGACUUUGAAGGCGACCCCGCAAUGACUCACUUUCUAGAAGAGUUCGAAAACAAUCUGGAGAGAGAGAAAAUGUGCGGCCAUCUUAGACUGUUAAACAUUGCCUGUGCUGCUAAAGCCAAACUGCGUCUAGUGACACUGACCAAGCCGUCGAGGGAGGCCCCGCUAGCCUUCACCCUGCUGGGGGGCUCUGAGAAGGGCUUCCGCAUCUUCAUCGACAGCGUGGAGCCCGGGAGCAAGGCCGCAGAGGCCGGCCUCAAACGAGGAGACCAGAUUCUGGAGGUGAAUGGGCAGAACUUUGAAAAUGUCCAGCUCACCAAAGCCAAUGAGAUCCUGAGGAACAACACCCACUUGUCCAUUUCUGUGAAAACCAAUCUUUUAGUGUUCAAGGAGCUACUAGCCCGGCCGGAGCACGACCACGAGGCAGAGGGUGAGGAUCCGCCAGAGGUGGAACGCAAGAAUGGAGCCCCGGCACACCUGCCCAAGAUUGGGGACAUCAAGAAGGGCUCGCGCUACUCCAUCCCUGACCUGGCGGUGGACGUUGAGCAGGUGAUGGGCCUUGAGAAGGCCAGUAAGAAGGCCAAAGCCAACACGGUGGGAGGAAGGAACAAGCUCAAGAAGAUCUUCGACAAGACACUCACCAGCAUCCUUCCCCCAAAACCAUACAACGAUGUGGGCGUGGGCCAGUCGCAGGACGAUAGCAUCGUGGGCCUGAAGCAGUCCAAACAGAUUCCGGCCUCGCUGCCUGUCAGCAGCAACCUAUCGUCCAGCAACCCUGACCUGCUGCAGUCCCACCACCGCAUCCUGGACUUCAACAACCAACCGGACAUGUCUGACCAGGUGCUGCGGGUGUUCAAGGCAGACCAACAGAGUCGAUACAUCAUGAUUGGUAAGGACACCACGGCCAAGGAGGUGGUGGCCCAGGCCAUCCGGGAGUUCGCCCUGACCGCGGUGCCCGAAGCCUAUUCGCUGUGCGAGGUGUCCGUCACGCCUGAGGGGGUCAUCAAGCAACGGCGGCUACCAGAGCAGCUGUCCAAGCUGGCUGAUAGGAUACAGCUCAGUGGCAGAUACUACCUGAAGAGCAACAUGGAGACGGAGACCCUCUGUUCAGACGAGGACGCCCAGGACCUUCUUCGUGAAGGCCAGAUCUCCCUCCUCCAGCUCUCCACUGUGGAAGUAGCCACGCAGCUCUCCAUGCGCGCCUUCGAGCUCUUCUGCGCCAUCGAGCCCACCGAGUACAUCGACGACCUGUUCAAGCUCAAGUCCAAGACGGGCUCGUUUUGCCUCAAGCGCUUCGAGGAGGUCAUCAACCAAGAGACCUUCUGGGUGGCGUCGGAGGUGAUCCGGGAGCCCAACCAGCUCAAGCGCAUGAAGAUUGUCAAGCACUUCAUCAAGAUUGCUCUCCAUUGUAGAGAGUGCAAGAACUUCAACUCCAUGUUCGCUAUCAUCAGUGGUCUGAACCUGGCGCCGGUAUCUAGACUCCGGGGAACGUGGGAAAAGCUCCCCAGUAAGUACGAGAAGCUGUUUGGGGACCUGCAGGACCUGUUUGACCCGUCCAGGAACAUGGCCAAGUACCGCAACGUGCUCAACAACCAGAACCUCCAGCCGCCCAUCAUCCCCCUAUUCCCCGUCAUCAAGAAGGACCUCACCUUCCUGCAUGAAGGGAACGACUCAAAAGUGGACGGCCUGGUGAACUUUGAGAAGCUGCGUAUGAUCGCCAAAGAGAUCCGCCACGUGGGUCGCAUGGCCUCCGUCAACAUGGACCCUGCACUCAUGUUCAGAACCAGGUCUCUUAGCCAGGGCAGUGCCAACGCGGCGGUGCUGGACGUCACCCAGACGGGCGGGCACAAGAAGAGGGUGAGGCGCAGCUCCUUCCUGAACGCCAAGAAGCUGUACGAGGAUGCCCAGAUGGCCCGCAGGGUCAAGCAGUACCUGUCUAACCUCAGCCUGGAGACCAACGAGGAGGCGCUGCAGACCCUCUCGCUGCAGUGUGAGCCCUCCAUCAACACACUGCCCAAGAAUGCUGGUGGCAGUAAGAGGCUAGACACGUCUCCGGUGGUGUCCAGGGCUGCCAGCCAGCAGAGGGGCCAGCUGCAGAAGGGCAACCAGGCCCUUCAGGUGCCCGCUGUGGCCCUCUACCCCUCCCGCAAGAAAGUGCCAGUCAAGGACCUGCCACCAUUCGGCACGAGUUCCCCUCAGUCGCUGAAGAAGAUCCUAUCGCUGUCAGAGGAGGCCAGCGAGCGUCACAAGCGUCAGACAGAGGACACGGUGUCUAAUGCCUCCCAGCUCUCCUCCCCUCCCACCUCCCCCCAGAGCUCGCCCAGGAAGGGCUACCCAAGAACGGGAGACACCUACUCGGACUCGGGUCACAGCGAGAUUUCGUCGCGUUCCAGCCUGGUCAGCAACUCCUCCUUCGACAUGGCCCAGGAGGAGAGGAGGGGGCUCAGGCACUCAGGAGGGGUGGGAGACCCCCACGCUGGAGGGGUGCGUCUGGAGAGGAGGGCUACGACCGACUCUGAUCAGUACAGCCUCGGUUCCUACUCGUCCAUGCAGGACUGCCGGGGCCUGUACCCCUGCGCCAUGGUGCUCUCCUCCCCCAGCUCGGAGGAGUUGACCCAGGACCAAGGGGACCGUGUCUCCCUGGACGCCGCCGAUAGCGGCCGUGGCUCCUGGACCUCCUGCUCCUCGGGCUCCCAUGACAACAUCCAGACCAUGCAGCAGGGACGCAGCUGGGAGACCCUGGCCUUUGGACCGGGGGGUGUUGUCGGCGGGAGCGUUGGUGUCCACCCACACGGGGGGCCUGAAGCAUUACUAGGGGGCCCCGCUGGACUGUGGGCGUCCCAGGCUAGAGGGAGCUGGGCAUCGGCCUCUUCAUCUUCCUCUGCGGCGUACUGGGGCGAGGACUCUGAGGGCGACACGGGCACGAUUAAACGGCGAGGCGGGAAGGAUGUGAACACCGACCCGGAGACGAGUAGUAUCACAUCGAUGGGGUCCGACGAGGCCAAGCAGCACGGAAGGCCUUCGCCAUCACCCAUCACUGCCGGAAACAAGGGCCUUAUCACGCGAAAGGAGAGCCGGUACCGCGAGCCCCCUCCAACCCCGCCGGGCUACACUGCCCUGACAAUCUCUGACUUCAGCGAAGGGCAGACGCAGUCGCCGCCCCCGGCCCACUCCGGCCGCCGCCCGCCCGAUUACACCACGGCCUUGCAGCGCUCGCGCAUGGUUACCCAGUCGCCUGACUCCCAUCACCACCACCAGGCCCAACAACAUGCCAAGCGCCAAGGGCUCCACCGCACCCGCUCGCCAGGCGAGGAGGAAGAGCCUGAGGAGGAAGAGGAGGAGGAUGAGCAGGUAUCAGCAGUCUGAGAACGGUCUUCUGCUGGAUGUCCUUUGCAGUGACUUGAAGUCCCUUCCAUGGGGGUGGAACAAGAGAGACUGACUUGAUUGAUUGAUGGACAGACCAAUCCAGUACGUACGUGCCUGCCUGCCUCCUCUUCCGGACUCUCCGUCAUUGGUGGACUCCUCUGCUCGUACCCCCCCCCCCCCCCCCCCCGCCUUAAAGCAGCAUGGGGGGUUGAAUGACCCUGCAUGCAACAAAAAAAUACUGUGAAGAAGAAGAUGGAGAGAUGGAAAAAGAAAGACACAAAAUGCCUGGCACUUUGGGGGAAAAAGAAAAACAAGUCAAAUGGUUUUGCUGAAAAAAACACAGCUACGUGUCUCACACACACACACACACACACACACACACACACACACACACACACACACACACACACACACACACAGCUGUCCUGGAACAACUUUCCAAGACUAACACCCUAUCCCAACCCCACCUCGCUUUACACACAGUAUCAUGACGUGUUGAGCUUUGUCUGCACUUUUUAAUUUUCUACUUUAAUUUUCUACUAGAACAAAACGGACAAUGACGAUGGAGGACAAAAAAAUAACAUUUGAUCAAUUUUUGAACUUUCUUCUAGGUUUCUAGAGGUCUUCUUUCCAAGAACUAUUGCACUCGGGGGGGGGGGGGGGGGGUAAAAGCGGCUAUACCCAAGUCUCAUAUCCCUGUGUGGACUCUGAAAAACAGAUCUGUCAAACGUAAGAGUUUUAUUCCACAAUUACAGUAUUAUCUUGUCAUUCACAUAUUAGACAUAUCCUAAUGGUGGCUCAACCCCCACUGCUAACUGGACAGUCACAGUGUGAGAAAUCAGUUGGGGUGACCAAUAUGUAAUUUGGGGUAACCAACAUGCACGUUCAUAAUCGAAUGUUCUGACACACACUGGGCAAGUCUGGCUUCAGCACUUCUCAGUACAACUUUAGGUUUUCGUGUAACCCUACAUUCCCAACCCUGGCCUGGAUAUCUGUCUAUUUCCGAUAUGGCCAGCCACAUCUUCAGUUCUAGGUCAUAUACGAUAUGUGGCAGGUUGUGUGGAUCAUAGCAGUGGCCCAACUAGGGAGUCAAUCUAGCUAUUUGAUAUCCAUGUUUUAACCCAGGUCAUCUGGUGACUUAUAUUAAUUCUGUAUUUUAGACAGCAUUUUAAAGGACAACUACAGGAGAUUUAUCUUGGCUUAGUCUUGUCUCUAAUGGGUUGUGAUGUUAAAAGAUAAGCACAAAGGGUAUUUAUACCCAAUUGGCAAAUCAACCAACUCGGGGAACGUGUUUUUAGUUAUGCACCCCAAAGGCAAGUCAAGGCUUAAAUCCUAUACAGGUGAAUGGAGUCUCAGGCCUUUCAGUGGUGCUACAUAACCAAACACUUUCCCUGGGUUCUGUCAAUUUAAAGUAACUGUCCAGUGAAAAUCUAACUUUAAAUAGUUCAUAUUCUGUUAACUCAUGCCCAAAUAAUGUUGACUCAUCCUAUCCUGGUAUUUGUCGCCAAAUUGGAGAAAAACACUUACAUUUUUUUUUUUUUUUACAUAUCAAGCAGACCAUUUAAAAAAAUGCUUGCUAUUUCAUCAUAGAGAAUGAUGUGCUGGCCAAUCAGCGGUCUACUUGCAUGAAUAUGUUUUAUGACAGGUAUAUGCCCACACCAUUCCAACACACAAGCUGCUUUUCUUUUCUUUUUUGCGGAAGGAAAACGAUUUCACUCAGUGUAAUAUUAUAGGUCAUAUUUCAUAGAAAUCUGGAAACGAAACACAGGACAGUUACUUUUAGAAUGAACUAGAAUACACCUCUCCUACCUUGCUGUCGGCUACAUCCUCCUCUUCAUUGAAAAGUCCUCCGCUGUCACAGGCGUCAAGAUCAAUGGAUUUGUAUAUUACUAGGCAAUGCUAGCAUAGAGCAACCUGUAUUUCCACCAUAUCUUAGCAUCGUUGGAAUUGACUGAAGAAAAAUGAUUGAAUAUGUUUGUUUUGACUCCGGUGGGGGAAGUUACCCAGAUGAAAGAAUUCACUUUUGAAGGCUGCCAAUCAGAAUUAGUGUCACUUUUGUGUUGUUUUUCUUUUCACUGAGUUGCGCUGAUCACAUUGAUCAGUAGUUAGAAACGAUGGACUGAGAAGGAGAAGAAAAAAAACAAGUGCUGUGUUUUUCACUGUGGGCUGUUCCUACACUAUUAUCAUUUCUGUCCAUUUGUAUUAUUUUCAUGGCAGCCGAUAGAUUGUCAACAAUGCGUCGAAUACAAUGGUGACAUGCAUCAUCAUUCACUCUUUCAGCUCUGGAGAUCAUGUGCGUAUUGGCAGGCCAAGGGCCUAUUUGGAGAAACGAAGACGUUGCACAACAUUGUACAAGCAUAAAGAUAAUUGUAGUAGGUAGAACUGCUACUCCGUUUUGAUGUGUGAUGUUAGUGAGAAGUGUACAUUUAGCUGGUGAUUUUUCUCAUACUUUCUUCUACUACUUUGACCUGUAUGUCUUUUAAAAAGACAAUCGGCGGAGUAUGUUUCGGUUGUUUUUUUUUGUAUUUUUAAUACAAUAAUUGUAAAUAUUGGUUAUAUUUUUGUUGAAAUGUACUAUGUUUAUGCCUCAACAUCCAGUUUGUAUGAAGCUGGGAAAUCAAUAAAUACUACAAAAGUUAUCAAUUCA